GGGGAUCCUGGUGGCAUCUUGUGCUGCUGCUGAUCCUUUUAUCUCCUCAGUGGGCCUCCUCAGGUCUCAGCUGCUUACAGCGCAAGAGGAUUAUUCUGGUUUUCCUGCAGGAGGAUCAGAGCUGAGCAUCAGAGGUCUGCCGUGGCAGCGGCCAAUGGAUCCAAGCGGAUGGCUUCAGGUGGCGUUCAGGGUGCUGCUGGUCUGCUGGCUGACUGUCGGCCCAGUGCUGGCUCAGUUCCGGCACCCUCUGCCUGUGUUGUGGAUCAUGCCGGACGGCUCCGGAUUGGGGAGGGAGAACCUGACGGCUGGUGUGAUCCCAGCUGUCAGAAUGGCUCUGCAGGACCUGGAGAAACAACCACCACCGAUGGGGAACUAUGAGAUCCAGCUGCAGCUGCUGGACUCACAGUGUGACCCAGCUAAAGCUCUCAAAGCCCUGUUUGAUGCCAUGUGGGUGGGACCCCGCUACCUGCUGUUGCUUGGAGGUGUUUGUCCACCUGUGACGGCACUCAUCGCCCGUGCUCUGCCAGCCCUCAGCCUGGUGCAGGUGUCUUUUGCAGCCUCAUCCCCCAGCCUGUCCAACAGGAGGUGGUACAGGAACCUGUUUAGCACCAUGCCAUCAGACCGAGUUCUGAACCAGGCCGCAGUGAAGCUGCUGCAGCGCUACAAGUGGAAGAAAGUUGGCCUCGUCACAAAGGAAGGCCCCGGACAGUCUGAGAUGAUGAAGGAUUUGAUCCGGCAGCUGCUGAAGGCUGAUAUUCAGCUCGUUGCCACAGAAAGUUUCUCUGAAGAUGCCUGCAGCACCCUAAAGAAGCUGAAGGAACGAGACAUUCGCAUCAUCAUUGGACAGUUUGAUGGUGAUUCUGCCUCUGAGGUUUUCUGCUGUGCUUACAGACUGAAUCUGUUUGGAGCUCGGUACCAGUGGAUCGUAGCAGCUGGGGGACCAGCUAGAUGGGGGCUGGGGUUAAGGCAUUCAGGCUGCACGGCCAACAGUCUGCUGACGGCUGCAGACGGAUCUAUUAGGCUACAGAUCAGACAGUUCAGCAGCAAAAACACACCAGGCAUCUCUGGACGGACUAUCCAGAACUACCAGAACUUCUACCUCAGACAGCUGACCCAGGUCAGGUCUGAGGUCAGCCCACUUCAUUCCUUUGCCUACGAUGCUGUUUGGGUUGCUGCCAGAGCUCUGAGCCAGGUGAUGGAGGCGGUGAAGCACAGAGAGAAAUACAGUGCCCACAGAAACACGACAGUCAGCAAAGAGGAGGCUGGGAAGAUCCUGCUGGAGGCUGUGAAGAACACAUACUUUGAAGGUGUCACUGGUCCAGUUUUCUUUAGAAAUGGAGAGAGAAUGUCGUCAAUCGAGCUGAUUCAGUUUCAAGGCAGCAGCGGCGUGCUGGUGGGAGAGUUUAAUACGAGCACACAGCAGCUCCGGCUGAUUGACAACCGGCUGAAGUUUAAAGGUGGAGGACCAGCUAGAGACCAGACUCUGGUGCUUCUGCAGCACCGUCAGGUCAGCAUCAUUCUCUACAGCAUCAUGUCAUCAGCUGCUGCUUUUAUCAUCUUCAUCACUCUGAUCAUCCUCUGCGUCGUCAUCUUCAACCACAAACGCUGGCUGCUGAUUACUGGCAGCGCAUCCCAGGAUGAGCUGCUGCUGCUGGGCAUCAUCCUCUCUUCAUCCUCAGUCCCGCUCUCUGGCCUGAACGGAGUCUCACUGCCUGACCCGACGUUGGAGAUCCUCUGCUCUGCUCGUCUGUGGACUCUCUCUGUGGGACACGCUGUGGGCUUUGCUGUGCUGUUCACCAAAACGUGGAGGGUUUAUUCUCUCUGCAGCAUAGAGCAGAAGACUCAUCGGCAGCACACCAGCUGUGUCCUGCUCUGGGUUUUCCUGCUGGACAUGCUCGUUUUAACUUCCUGGCAGAUCCUGGACCCUCUCAGAUGGGUGAUGCUUCAGCACAGCUCAGAGAACAACCCUUCGGAUCAGGACGCCAUCAUCCGGCCGUACUCGGAACACUGCAGCAGCACCAACAUGGAUCUGUGGCUCACUGCCGUCUACGGAUACAAAGCGCCUCUCCUGGGUCUUGGAUGUUUUGUGGCCUGGAACAUCAGGACGGCAGAAAUGGCGCCCCCUGCUGUUAACAGUAAACUUCUGACUCUCUGUAUGUUUGCUGUGACCUUGUCCAGCGUGUCGGGAGUGUCAGGAUCUCUGCUGGCAUCCCAUAAUCCUCCUGUUCAGUUCUGUCUAAGCAGCAUCCUCAUCCUCAGCUGCAACAUCUUCAUCCUGAGCAGCCUGUUUGGACCACAGAUGUUGUAUGUGCUAUGUAGCAGCAGUGAGCUGCAGCAGCCGUGUGAAGCUGCAGAUGAGGAAGAUGAGGAUGAGCUCAGCAGGUUCAACCAGCAGCUGAAGAUUCAGAGUUUACAGCUGGAUGUCCAAAUAGAAACCAUCACCAUGCAGCUGUCUGACAUGUCUGAGCCACACUGGUUUCUGCAUGGGACUGGACCCAAAUAUGCAGCUGCCGUCGGCUCUCAAUCAACCCAUGAAGCUCAGGUCUAUUUUCAUAGAGACUCUGAGGGGAAAGUUUCAAAUCUAGACAACAUCAACUCCCCUGAACAUGUGCGUCGCCGUCUGUCUGUCCAGCUGCCCAUCCUCCAUCAUUCCUACCUGCCCGUCAUUGGUGGCGUCAGCUCCAGCAGCUCCAGUCUGUUCGCCAACCAGGAGGACUUCCUGGUUACCUGAUGGCGGGACACUGAAGCAGCUACCUUACUGAGGAACCAGCAGCUAUGACAUUUACAUUUAGAAACUGGCAUUCAUAUGAUCUAUAAGUACUUUCUUUUAGCACAGUAAGCUAAACUUCUUGUUUUUUAACUCUAAAUGUUAGGUUGGUGAACAAACCCUACUUCUGGAAAAGUUGAGAUAUUUUCUACAACACAUUAAAAACUCAAAUCAGGAACUGGUUCAUUUGGUUAAAGGUCCAGUUUGUAAGGAUUACUGCCAUCUAGUG
Melanotaenia boesemani (Boeseman's rainbowfish) is the source of this 2996-nucleotide messenger RNA. RefSeq names its product gamma-aminobutyric acid type B receptor subunit 2-like. Gene Ontology annotation, cellular component: G protein-coupled receptor heterodimeric complex; membrane. Gene Ontology annotation, molecular function: G protein-coupled GABA receptor activity. The record is from RefSeq and is a predicted model, not a curated record. Gene Ontology annotation, biological process: gamma-aminobutyric acid signaling pathway; G protein-coupled receptor signaling pathway. NCBI's taxonomy places the organism in Eukaryota, Metazoa, Chordata, Actinopteri, Atheriniformes, Melanotaeniidae. The transcript has 19 exons. The coding region runs from base 155 to 2731 and encodes 858 amino acids.